UUUGUAUUUUCUCCAAUGCUUGACCUCAUUGUGUUUCUCCAGAUGUCCCUUGAUCCCAGCGUUCCCGUGAGGGCGGUGAGCACUGCUGCGGUCUCCUCCAGAAGUUCUUCACACACCUCACACUCCCUCACUUACCUCCAGCAAACUCAGUUGUACACUCCGCAACCUCAACCAAAACCAGUGCAGCACCCUCAAGUCUACACACCGACACCCACCCGACCCCAAACACAACCCUACAGCCCGCCGACACCGCCACAGACACAGGCCAAACUACAAACACACCUCGUUUCUGACUUUCAACCUCACGCCCACAUUGACUCAGCUCCUCCUCAGGUGCCUCCACGGCAAACUCAGGUGUACUCUGAUCCCCAACGGCAGACACAACCCAGAGUACCGCCACAGACGCAGCCGAAACCACAGUCCUUUCUUCCGCCUCAGUCACAUGCCUACAUUCCCUCUCAACCCAAGGUAGCCCCUCAAACCCAGCCAAAACCCCAGUGCUUCAUACCACCUCAAACACAACCCCAAGAAGAGAUCCUGGGAAAAUACGGCCCAUCUGGACCCAUCGUCUCCAUAGACCAAAAGCCAGAUAUCCAGGAAGAUCCAGAGGCCAUGACAUCUAUGUCAAUCAAAGAGAGGUUAGCCAUGUUGAAGAAGAGUGGAGAGGAAGAUUGGAAAAACAGGAUAAACAAGAAACAGGAAGUUGUACAGGAAGUGGUGUCUGUAAGCGAGAAGAGUAGUCAAAUAGUGGAGGAGCAAGGCUUUAAGAAAAAGGACGAGACUGUUAUCACUGAAUUCACAUCAUCUGAGCAGCUCUGGGAGCCUGUCUUUUCCUCCACCUACUCUCCUCCUCCUCUCCCAUCUACCCCAAAAUGCCAAUAUGUAGAACAUCAAGGCCAGAAACUUGAAGAGGGGGAGGGGCAGAUGUCCAUUGAAGAGAGGAAACAGAUGAUCACGACGCGAGAGGAGGCGUGGCAGAGCACAGGGAAGGGCGUGGCCAAUGACUCGGCCCAGUACACAGUGGCUGCCAGGAUGGUGAAAAAAGGCCUGGCUGCUUCCUCUGCAGUGAUCAGCCCGAUUCUGUCUCCAGUCUCUGCUAAACUGAAGAGCAGUGUGCCGGCUAUUUCUAAACCGCAGGAAGAAAUUGAGGCCAGAGCAGAAAUGGAGUCUGAUAAGAAGUUGGAAAAGCUGGAGACGUUUCUGGGGCGUUUGAACAGUAAAGUAUCAGGUUUGCAGGAGACGACUCUGACGGUGACAGAAAAGGCAGUAAAGGAAGUGAUGCGAUUAGAUGAUGAGGUCUUUUCAAAAUUUUACCGCCACAUGACAGAUAUUCCCCGCAGCAUGAGUAGCAGAAUGCAUCUGGAUGAGGACUUUGAUGCCAUCUUUGGAAAACAAACACCAGUGUUGACAUCGGCAAUGGUGCAGCACAAGCGUGCUGUUCGUCCCUCUCGUAAUGUCCAGGCAUCCAGGAACCCCUUAAAGAUUCUUGCUGCAAGAGAAGACAUCCGGCAGGAGUACACAGAGCAGAGACUGAACGUCGGGCAGCUGGAGAGCAAGAGAAUUAAACAGGAGAAAAUAAGCAAGAGCUCCAGUUUGUCAGACGCGGCCCUGGCUGGUUUGGCCAGUAAAGAAAGCUACAGCAGCGUGAGUCUGCGCAGUGUCAGCAUCUCAGAGCAGAUGACCAAUAACAGCGCAGCUCCCUACAAAAAACUCAUGCUCAUGCAGGUCAAAGGUCGACGGCAUGUGCAGACUAGACUAGUGGAGCCCAGAGUGUCCUCUCUGAACAGCGGUGACUGUUUUCUACUGGUUACUCCUGAACACUGUUUUGUUUGGAUUGGAGAGUUUGCAAAUGUUAUUGAAAGAGCCAAGGCAUCAGAACUGGCCACUUUCAUCCAGCUGAACCAUGACCUUGGUUGUCGAGCAGUGCUGGUGGAGACGAUUGAAGAAGGAAUGAACACACAAAGCCCCGCAGCUGCAGAGUUCUGGAAGAUCCUGGGAGGACCAGCCAGCUAUCAAUCGGCUGGAUCUCCAGACGAGGAUGAGAUGUUUGAAAGUGCCAUUGUGGAGACAAACUGUAUCUUCCGUCUGGUGGAUGAUAAACUGCUUCCCGAUGAUGAUUUCUGGGGGAAAGUGCCUCGUAGUUCACUGUUGGGAUCUAAAGAGGUGGUAGUAUUUGAUUUUGGUAGUGAAGUGUACGUAUGGCAUGGCAAAGAGGUCACACUGGCACAGAGGAAGGUGGCGUUUCAGUUGGCCAAGCACCUUUGGAACGGGACCUUUGAUUAUACCAACUGUGACAUCAACCCUCUGGACCCUGGAGGACACAACACACUCAUACCAAGGAAAGGUCAAGGUCGCCCAGACUGGGCCAUAUUUGGCAGACUGACCGAACAUAAUGAAACAAGUCUGUUUAAAGAGAAGUUCCUGGACUGGAAAGAUGUUUCCAGACUGUCACCUAAAAAUGUCAUCGAAUACCCAUUCCAGCAGAAGGAGUCUCCUGGCCCAGAUUCUCGUUCUGAGUUCCGGGCGUACAGCGCCUCUCUGAUGCUGCCAGUCCUGCAGUCGCCCAUCACCACGAUUCUGGACGGUCAGGACGUGGGUCGUGGGCACGGUCCGGUGGAGAACGGCUUGGACGACUGCCUGCGGUCUCUGGAGAUCAGCACUGUUGCCGUUGAUGUCUGGCACAUCCUGGAGUUUGACUACAGCAGACUGCCCAAGCAGAGCAUUGGCCAGUUUCACGAGGGAGACGCUUAUGUGGUGAAAUGGAAGUACAUGGUGAGCGCCGCAGUGGGCAGCAGGCAGAAGCCAGAUCAGGUGCGUAGUGCGGGUCCCGGUAGGGAGAAGUGCUGCUAUUUCUUUUGGCAGGGCAGAAACUCGACGGUCAGUGAGAAAGGAACAUCUGCGCUCAUGACUGUUGAGCUGGACGAAGAGAGAGGAGCACAGAUGCAGGUCCAGCAGGGGAAGGAGCCGCCCUGUUUCCUGCAGUGUUUCAAUGGUGGGAUGAUCGUGCAUUCUGGGAAGAGAGAAGAAGAGGAGGAGAACAUUCAGAAUGAUUGGCGUCUGUACUGUACACGUGGUGAGAUACCUGUUGAGGGCCACCUGCUGGAAGUGGCGUGUCACUGCAGCAGUUUGCGAUCUCGCACAUCAAUGGUCCUUCUGAACAUCAACAAAGCCCUCAUCUACCUGUGGCACGGCUGCAAAACACAAACACACACACGGCAUGUAGCUCGAACCGCCGCAGACAAGAUCAAAGAACAACGACCGCUGGAGGCUGGACUUCACAGCAGCUGUAAUGUGACCAUUCAUGAAUGUGAGGAAGGAGGCGAGCCAGUGGAAUUCUGGGAAGCAUUAGGCAGGAAGGAUCGUAAGGCCUACGACUGCAUGCUGCAAGACCCUGGCAAGUUUAACUUCACUCCGCGUCUGUUCCAGCUCAGUAGUUCUUCGGGUGAGUUUGUGGCGCAGGAGUUUUUCAACCCAUCCAGAGCUGCAGACCUUGUUUGUUCCCUGCCGUUCCUACAGGAGGAUCUGUACUCUUCCCCGCAACCAGCUCUGUUCCUAGUGGAUAACUAUCAUGAAGUUUACCUGUGGCAGGGCUGGUGGCCGCAGGAUACAGAAAGCACCGGCUCUGCCCGCAUCCGCUGGGACUCAGACAGGAAGUGCGCUAUGGAAACUGUGUUGCAGUACUGCAGAGAGAAGAACGAGAAGAAGCCUCAGAAGUCGUACCUGAUCCAUGCUGGACUGGAGCCUCUGACCUUCACAAACAUGUUCCCCAGCUGGGAGCACAGGGAGGACAUUGCUGAAAUCACAGAGAGGGAGGCAGAGGUGUGUAACCAGAUCAUUCUCGUGGAGGAUGUUUUGGCUCGACUCUGUCAGAGCACUUAUCCUCUAGCAAUGCUGCAAACCCGUCCCCUUCCACACGGCGUCGACCCUCUGAGACUCGAGAUGUACCUGACCGAUGAGGACUUUGAGGCGGGGUUGUAGGGAAAUCUGAGUAGAGAGUGUUAGACAUGAAGAGAGAAGAGUUUGACGUUCUACCUGGAUGGAAGCAAGUGAACCUGAAGAAAGCCAAAGGACUCUUUUAAAAACCUGAUGAAAAUCAUCAUGGUGACAGAAUUAUCACUGUCCAUUUCCUCCAUGACCACCGGUUCUGCGGUCACCUCGGCAUUUUGACCUCUUUCGGUUAAUGGAGGUGUUUGUUCACUAAAAGCAGGGUAAACGGUCAGGUCAAAGGUCACUUUAGGAUCUACAGAUGCACCUGCUGUGGCAUCCACUUUUGAUGUAUCUAUUAAGUCUGUGGAGGUGAUGUCUGUGUGUUUGUGUGUGUCUCCUCAUCACGUUCAUGUACAACGAUUUGCAGUCUGUGAGCAGUGCGUAUAAGUCCCUGUGACAUCUAAAACAAGUAUGUUUAUCUCUUGAAGUACAUGGAAUCAAACAGUUCGCUCACCUUUCCACCUGGUUUGAUCUGCAAUGUGUUUUUGUUGUUACGUGUACGUUUGAUAAGUCUGCUGAAAAAUUGGAAAUUGUAUAAACUUUGUAGCAAACAAAGAAACGGCAGAAAAUCCUGUGUGAUCGCUCUUAAUGUUGUCAUAUGUCUUAGGAUAUUCCUUUUUGAUUCAAGAGGAGUUUACAUGCCACGUUUGUAUUUUUUUUGUGUGUUCUUCUCGUGUGAAUGGCUGUUGCUUGUGGUGGUGAUGCUCUCUUCUUCCUGAGGUGUGAGGGACGUCGUGUUUGUUUGUAUUCGGACAGCAUGGAGUAAUGGACGAGAGAAAGAAAAGAUAUUAAUUUAAAUGUACAGUAUAGUGCCUUGCUUUUGUGUACAGUUUCUAUACCAAACACACACUAGUCUGCAUUUCAGAGACUUUCUUUGUGAUAAAAGAAAUAGUGAAUAAAGAAAGCAUAUUAAAAAUCA
This is a messenger RNA of Ctenopharyngodon idella (grass carp), 4906 nucleotides long. RefSeq names its product supervillin-like. Lineage: Eukaryota; Metazoa; Chordata; Actinopteri; Cypriniformes; Xenocyprididae. The record is from RefSeq and is a predicted model, not a curated record. Gene Ontology annotation, cellular component: actin cytoskeleton; cytoplasm. The coding region runs from base 16 to 3978 and encodes 1320 amino acids. The transcript is spliced from 26 exons. Gene Ontology annotation, biological process: barbed-end actin filament capping; cytoskeleton organization; actin filament severing. Gene Ontology annotation, molecular function: actin filament binding; phosphatidylinositol-4,5-bisphosphate binding.